AUUGUUAUCGCAUUUAACAGACCAAACUAAGAUAGAACACAAUACGAUAAUUUCAGAAUUGUCCCAUUUGUACUAUAACUGGUAUAUUCUGAAAAUCGGUUCAAAACGAACCACAAAGAACGAAAUUAUGGAUAUCCACCGUAAGUGGAUUAACUCAGAAAUUACUAUUAAACGUCAUAUUCAGAUCUUAUUACGAGUUUCAUACAACUAAAUCCAUUGAUAAAUCUAGACAGACCAAAAAAAGGUUUGGAGAACAAAAUGAACUCAUCAUCAGUCUAUUUCACGGUUUUUCAUAAGCUGCAUACAACUUAAGUUAUAACUACUAAUAUAAUUAUUGCCAAAUCCUCAAAAACACUAUAUGUAUAAAAUGUCCCGAUGUAAUACUGAAUUGAAAAGAAUAUAUGCAUAAAAUGUCCCAAAUUAACAAUGAUACAAUAAGAUAUCAAAUUAACAAAUCUAAGGUACCAUCGCAACAAUGGAAAACAGUCAAUAAAAGUCUUAAUGAACUGAUUGAUGAUUCAGUUAACAAGAAUCUAAAGGCAAAAAGAUCACGACUGCUUUUCGUACAUAGUCUUAAUAAAGUGCACAAAUCCAACAUCCCGUUAAGACCUAUAAUGUCUAUGAUUAAUUCACCAAAUCAUAAGUUGGCUAAAUUACUAAAACCAAUCUGUAGAAUACUGAGAACCAGUAGUUUAGUUCCAAAGAAAUGGAUCAUUUGGACACAUCCGACAGUCAGUCAGUAACAACGUAGA
Molecule: messenger RNA, 752 nt
Organism: Schistosoma mattheei
Lineage: Eukaryota; Metazoa; Platyhelminthes; Trematoda; Strigeidida; Schistosomatidae
Source: the annotation of a GenBank genome assembly